ACGGGACUGUUGUGCCGGCAUAGCCUAGCGCGCAUGUGCAGUUGACCCGGAUGUAGUUUCGUAUUCGGUGCAGAGUACACAUAUUACAAAGUAAACACAAUGUAAAAACAAUGAUUACGGAGUUAAAGCCGUUCCAAAUCUCCCUCGCGUGCCAUGUAACGACUCGUAUUAGUAUGUGGACGUCUCGCCUCAGGAGAAUUGGGCAAACAUGUUCUUCGAAAACGUGCAAUUUGGGUCUACGGUGAGAGAAAGCAAGUGGCUGGUUGCACGAAACCGUUACAGAUAACGUCGAGUAACCUCCAGCCAGAGGAAGGAUGGACCCUCGGGGCAGGAGGCACGAGCGGGGCAGCAACUGGACCGAUCAAGAGAUCGUGGAGCUUCUCCAGCUGUGGUCCGACGAGUCCAUCCAGAUAGAACUGGAGAGCUCAUUGCGCAACCAGCGUGUGUUUGACCGCAUCGCGCUCCUUCUGCGCGAAAAGGGCAUCUACCGCACAGGCGACCAGUGCAGGGAGAAGAUCAAAAAGAUGAAACUGGAGUACCGUCGCAUUAAGGACAACCACAAGCUGAGAUCUUGGAAAUUUUACGACGUGAUGGAUCGGGUCAUAGCCAACCGACCGGCUAUCACAUACUCCAGUAUGGGUGGAACAGUUGUUGCACAGCACGUUUUUCACAGCCCAGGUGGAUGUGACUCGUUCUUGCAGGGGAACUCCUCACUAGGUUCCUUUGGUCCAGCUUCUUCGGGUGGGUUUCUGUUUGGUCAGCCCCCUAAAACCGGAGACCCACUGGAUGUAAAAUGUGAGGCUGUUGAGGAAAGUCUGUUGAACACGGAUGUUGCACAACCAGAUAUGUAUUACAGAUCAGGAGAUGAACAGGAAACUGAUGGACAAUCUUUACUGGGAACAGAGGACACACUGGGUCAAGGAGACAAUUCUGCUCAUUCAAGAAUUUCACCUUCAGGUUUAACUGACCUGAACAUUGCUGCGUCUGCUUCCCAGUCAGACAAUGUUCCUGUGCCACAUGACCCAUCUAAGGAGGGCCUCCGUCCCCUGGCUGCGGUAAGACAGAGGAGGCGUCGUAGGGCAGGCAAAACCGCGUGUGGCCACGGAAGUGGCAAAUGUGGAAGCCAGGGGCCCCUCGACAAAGCUCUCGCCAGCUUCCUCAUGUGGCAGCGAUGCGCAGAAGAUCGCCUCCUCUCCCUGGAGGAGGCACGGCUAGAGAAAGAGUUGCAAGCUGAUGAACGGCGACAGCAGCAAGAAGAGAGGAGAGUGGAACAGGAGCGCCAGCAUGAGCUGCGCCUGUUCAGCAUGCUUACUGGGGCAUUAACCGCAGUCAGACAGGUUGCUGUGACCACAGGAUCAGCACCCAGUAACACUCCUGUCUCCCUGGUAGAUCAUCAGUCAACUUUACUGACAACAUCAACUGCCUCCUCAGUGCCAUCCUCAUCUCAGCCACAUGCUCAGCUUCCCCCUGCGCACACCGUUUCCACUAAGGGGACAAUAAAGUCGGGGCUGCCCCCAUCAGUCAAGGCCUGCACACCAUCUGAGAGUGCUCUGGCAACUGUGAGAGGUGCAAAGUCUACUGAGCCCAGCGUGUACCUGUCCAGCCGUGGUAACAGUAUUCGACAGCAUCAAGCCAUCCUCCAGGAAGGCUUUGCUCAGUAUGCAGCGAACAGAUAUGACGUGGACAACCCUAAUGGUGUCAUCAACAUGGGCACAAGCGAGAACAAGCUCUGCUAUGAUCUUCUUCAUAAAAGGUUGACCCAAUCUGACAUGCUACAUGUUGACCCAGCACUGUUGCAAUAUGGUGACUGGCGGGGACAUGCAUUCCUGAGAGAAGUGGUUGCCAAGUUUCUAACUCACUACUGCCGUUCUCCAAAGUCAUUGAAAGCUGACAAUAUUGUGGUGAUGAAUGGAUGUAGUGCCCUUUUCUCGUGCAUUUCAGCAGUCAUUUGUGACCCAAAAGAUGCCAUUCUCAUUCCUAGCCCUUUCUAUGGUGUUAUUGCUGAGGACCUGCAGUUGUACAGUGAUGUCAAGUUGUUUCAUGCCCCUCUUGACUGUGAGGAUAGUAACAAAGAUGGUCGACCUUUUCACCUCACCGUGAGCAAACUGGAAGAAGCUAUACAAAGGGCUAAGCAAGAGGGGGCGAACAUUCGGGCUAUUAUACUGAUGAACCCCCACAAUCCUCUUGCUGAGAUCUACAGCCCAAAGGAGAUGCUUUCCUUCUUGGAGUUUGCCAAAAGAAAUGAGCUCCAUGCCAUCGUAGAUGAAGUUUACAUGCUGACAGUGUUUGAUGAGUCAGUAACAUUUCAUAGUGUCCUCAGUCUGGAUAGCUUGCCUGACCCACAGAGGACACAUAUAAUGUGGGGGCUGAGCAAGGACUUUGCAAUGGCUGGAAACAGAUUAGGCACCCUGUAUACCGAGAACCGAGACCUUGUGGACGCUUUGGCCCAAUUGGGCUCAUUCCAUGGUAUCUCAGGGACAACUCAGCACCAGGUUGCACAACUUCUUCAGGACCGAGAGUGGAUAAGCAAAGAGUUUUUGCCUGAGAAUAGACGCAGAUUGAAAGCUGCUCACCGCUACCUGACAGAUGAGUUGCAGACAAUGGACAUUCACUACCUGGACAGGCCUGCUGCUUUGUAUGUGUGGGCUGACUUCAGGAAGUUUCUCAGACCCCCAUCAUUUGAGGAGGAGUUGUGUAUGUGGCGGUGCUUCCUCAAACACAAAGUGGUAUUGAGCUGUGGGCAAGCCUUCUCCUGCUCUACACCUGGCUGGUUUCGCAUCGUAUUUGCCAACCAGCAGCACCACCUUCAACUUGGACUGAAAAGAAUUAGAGAGGCCUUAAAAGAAAUCAAAGAAAGCAGUGCCAACAGGGAUUCCUACAUUGUCAAAGACGCCAGUGAAGAGAGGAGACCAGGGAAAGAGUACAGUGCACCUUCAGACAAUGCCACAAUUGAAAAUUCAACAUCACCCCCCCAAAGCAAGUCAGCAGACCAGCUGAAGGAGAAGGCGUGUUCUGUUCCUGACACAAGCGCGCUGGGCCCCGAUGAGUUUGUGUUGCUGGACUGCCAAGCCUCUCAGCCUGCAGAGACCCUUGACUCUCUGAUUGGUACGUUCAAGCAACAAAUCCGCUCCUCUGAUUGGCUGGAAAAAAACACGCCAGAGCAAUCUGCAGGGGAGGACCCAGAGAUUCUUGAUGUGUUUAAAGUCCUGUUGCAACGAGCCAGAAAGUAAGUUAUGGAUAAACAGGUGAAGAUGUGACUGCCAAAUUAGAGCGUGUAGCCCUUAAGAAUCCCUCGUCACUUUAUCUACAUGGCAAAAAAGAUGCACCCGACAGGAGGCGGUUGAUUUUUGACAGUCCUUUUUUGGAAAGUUCCCGCUGAGAAAAGGACAAGAAGAACAGGGAAGCUUUGAGACCAGACUUUAUAUCUGCAAUGAUGCCUUAUAGUUUAGUGUUGAUGGGAGACGGGUUUCGCAUUUUUUAAUUCAUCCAUAUUCAUGAUAUAUGUGUGCUAAAUUAAAUGCCAAAUGUAACUGAAUCAAAAUUAUUUAAUUAAUUAUGUGAAUGUUCCUUGUAUGCACUUUAUUAUACAUGUUUUACAUUAUUUAACAAUGUAUUGAUAAUCUUUGCAAUAUAGUUAUACAAUAUAUUUUAUGUACAAAAGUAUUAAAGUGGCACUAAGCAGGCCCAAAAAAUUGCAUGUAAAUUUGACACACCACAGAGAAGAGUCAUGUUAACAAACAUGCCAAAUUUGAAUGAAUUAAAAAAAAUCGCUUAGUGUAUAAAAUGUUUCAAAACUCAAAUAAUAAGGGCUACCUCUCAACUCUCAGACGCUGUGGGCGUGUCGAAUGGAUGCGCCAAAAGGAAUCAAACAUACUGAGGGGGUGAUAGCUUAUACAAUGUAAAAUCACAUUAGGAGUAUCAAUUUACCGACGAUACCAUGUUGUCUCUGGUGAAUGUACACAAAACUAUCCAUCAUAAAAUGAGCAAUGCAGAGUUGCGUUGAUGUUCAGCACGCCAUCCAUGUGUCUUCAAAAAGUGAAUCCAUCGCUUUGUUAUUCACUAGUAUCAAGUUACCCACAGAGUCAUGUUGUCUCUGUUGAUAGUUUACAAAACUGUCCAUCGUAAAAUGCGCACUGCAUAGUUGCGUUGAGGUUGAGCUCGCCAUCUGCGUGUCUUUAAAAAGCCCAUCAAUCACUUUAUUUCCUAAUUUUUGGGGAGCUUAAAAAAACGUCACCGAGCUGCUCUAUGAAUUUAGGUAUCCAGUGAAGACGCAUUUCUAGACUACAGGCUGGAGUGGUAAUUGGGGCUUGUUAUGGAAGCUAAGCACAGCUAACACUCAACUGAGCCGCCAAACGAAGCGACGUCACUUUGUCCUUGCAGUGGGGCAAAAAAGUAUUUAGGCAGUCACCAAUUGUGCAAGUUCUCCCACAAGAUGAGAGAGGCCUGUAAUUUUCAUCACCUAUGGGAGACAAAAUGAGAAAAAGAAAAUCCAGGAAAUCACAUUGUCUGAUUUUUAAAGAAAUUAUUAGCAAAUUAAAAUCACAUUGUCGUAUUUUUAAAUAAAUUAUUGGCAAAUUAUGGUGGAAAAUCAGUAUUUCAUCACUGACAAACAAGCAAGAUUUCUGGCUCUCACAAACCUGUAACUUCAUCUGUAAGAGGCUCCUUUGCCCUCCACUUGUUACCUGUCUUAAUGGCACGUGUUUGAACUCAUCAGUAUAAUAGACACCUGUCCACAACCUCAGUCACACUCCAAACUCCACUAUGGCCAAGACCAAAGAGCUGUCAAAGGACACCCGAAACAAAAUUGUCGACCUGCACCAGGCUGGGAAGACUGAAUCUGCAAUAAGUAUGCAGCUUGGUGUGAAUAAGUCAACUGUGGGAGCAAUUAUUAGAAAAUAGAAGACAUACAAAACCACUCAUAAGCUCCCUCGAUUUGGGGCUCCACCAAAAGCUCACCCCGUGAGUGAAUGACCUGCAGAGAGCUGGGACCAAAGUAACAAAGGCUACCAUCAGUAACACACUACACUGCCAGGGACUCAAAGUGCCAGAUGUGUCCCCCUGCUUAAACUAGUACAUGUCCAGGCCUGUCUGAAGUUUGCUAGAGAGGAUUUGGAUGAUCCAGAAGAGGAUUAGGAGAAUGUCAUAUGGUCAGAUGAAACCAAAAUAGAACUUUUUAGUAAAAACUCAAAUUGUCGUGUUUGGAGGAGAAAGAAUGCUGAGUUGCAUCCAAAGAACACCAUACCUUCUGUGAAGCAUGGGGGUGGAAACAUGCUUUGGGGCUGUUUUUCUGCAAAAGGACCAGGACGACUGAUCCGUGUAAAGGAAUGAAUGAAUGGGGCCAUCUAUCGUGAGAUUUUGAGUGAAAACCUCCUUCCAUCAGCAAGGGCAUUGAAGAUGAAACGUGGCUGGGUCUUUCAGCAUGACAAUGAUCCCAAACACACCGCCCGGGCAACGAAGGAGUGGCUUCGUAAGAAGCAUUUCAUGUCCUGGAGUGGCCUUGCCAGUCUCCAGAUGUCAACCCCAUAGAAAAUCUUUGGAGGCAGUUGAAAGUCUGUGUGGCCAAGCGAGAGCCCCAAAACAUCACUGCUCUAGAGGAGAUCUGCGUGGAGGAAUAGGCUAGAAUACCAGCAACAAUGUGUGAAAACCUUGUGAAGAUUUACAUAAAACAUUUGACCUCUGUCAUUGCCAACAAAGGGUCUAUAACAAAGUAUUGAGAUGAACUUUUGUUAUUGACCAAGUACUUAUUUUCCACCAUAAUUUGCUAAUAAUUUCUUAAGAAAUCAGACAAUGUGAUUUUCUGGAUUUUUUCCCCUCAUUUUGUCUCUCAUAGGUGAGAUAUACCUCUGAUGAAAAGUACAGGCCUCUCUCCUCUUUUUAAGUGGGAGAACUGACUAAAUACUUUUUUGCCCCACUGUAUAUAGUGGGGAAGGGAACUCGCACUAGAAACUAUAUGCUCCAGACCCGUGACGUCACAGGGAUGUGUUUUAGCCCCGCUCACAAAAUCAGGAAAAUUCAAACAAAGAUGCUUAAUCUAUAUCUCAACAAUUCAGCACUAUAUUGUUAUGUCUUUGCAUAUGUUUUCAGUACUUCAAACAUAUUUAAAAUUAUUUAGAAACAAAACACGGAUAUCUGCUUAGAUUCCCUUUAAGACACCUGCCAUCACCAUUCAGGAAGUGAAUGGAAGAGAGUAAGGACUUCGCCCCCUUUGCAGUUAUAACAGCUUCACUUUUCUGACUGAUGUUUGUGUCUAUGAAAAUAUUCAUUGACUCAUACGGAUCACUAAUGCAAGGUGAGGGGGCCUGACUGUUUCUGUUGCAGUUCUUCCCAAAACUGCUUGAUGAGCUAGAGGCCAGGGCUCUUUGGUUCUUUCACACCAAAGUCAUCCAAGCAUGAGUAGACAUUGCUUUGUGUACUGUGGCACAAUAAUCCCUGAACAGAAAAAAGACAUUCCCCGAACUUUUCAUAUAAUGUUGGAAAACAAAGAAUUGUCCAAAUAUCAUUUGAAAAGAAAAAAAU
Phycodurus eques (leafy seadragon) is the source of this 6516-nucleotide messenger RNA. RefSeq names its product 1-aminocyclopropane-1-carboxylate synthase homolog (Arabidopsis)(non-functional) (gene accs). The record is from RefSeq and is a predicted model, not a curated record. The transcript has 16 exons. Gene Ontology annotation, molecular function: pyridoxal phosphate binding; transaminase activity. Lineage: Eukaryota; Metazoa; Chordata; Actinopteri; Syngnathiformes; Syngnathidae. Gene Ontology annotation, biological process: biosynthetic process; amino acid metabolic process. Bases 315 to 3230 code for a protein of 971 amino acids.